AUGAUAGCUGCGACUUUCGCGGCUGCAUCAAGUCAAAGCGUGCCUUCACAAGCUUUGUCGCCUCUUCGGCAGAGAGACCUCGACGUGGCUUUCACGUCGUUCCGGUCAGCCGUCCUAGACCCUAAUCAAACGCUGGGCUGCAACGGAGAUCAAUCCGUCAGCCAACGUCCUGGAGGAGCAACAGGGCUGUUGUGCACCUUACGCCUUAAGACGAGCGCAGGAACGGCCGUGCUGCUCAAAUUUUCCAAGAGUUUUCCAAGACAUACCGAACUGCCAGCCGACAAGAUUCGCUCCUGGCGGACAGGAAACGGUCAGAUCGGGGUUUUUAGCAAAGCCUCAGGCAGAAAACCCUCCAAGUUCACAACAGAAUCGAUGUCCGGACCGCAAACUUCGGAGGAGUCUGCACACAGCUUCUGUAAAGCGGUCGGGUUUCUUAGCACCCAGUUGCAAAUCACGGAAAUGAAAGAUACAACAGAUGUCCAACAGAAGCUGAAGGCUAUUUGUACAGCACAAUGA
Symbiodinium sp. CCMP2456 is the source of this 516-nucleotide messenger RNA. Lineage: Eukaryota; Dinophyceae; Suessiales; Symbiodiniaceae. The record is from the annotation of a GenBank genome assembly.